AUGAAACCUAUUUUGCUUUUAUUUGGGUGCAUUGCACUUUCUUAUGGACUCCCCACCCUUUCCGAGAAGGGAAGUGAAGAACAAAAUGAACAGCUUGCGCAGGCAUAUAUCAGUCAGUUUUAUGAGCAGAAAGCUGAUUCAAGGCAGCGAGGAUGGAAGAUAAAUAAUUUAUCCUUUGUGGAUAAAAUCAAACAAAUGCAAGACUUUUUUAGAUUGAAUGUAACAGGAAAGGUUGAUGCUGAGACCCUAGAAGUCAUGCAGCAGCCAAGAUGUGGUAUCCCUGAUAUUGGACAGUAUGUCCUGGCUCUUCCUGGAUGGAGAAAAAUGAAGCUUACAUACAGAAUUGCGAAUUACACUCCCGACAUGAGGAGAGCUGAUGUGGAUGCCUCCAUCAAGAAGGCUUUUGAAGUUUGGAGUAAAGUGACUCCUUUGGCUUUUGUCAGGAUUCACAGAGGGAGAGCAGACAUCGUGAUUGAGUUUGCAACAAGAGUGCAUGGCCGCUGUCCACGGCAAUUUGAUGGACCCCUAGGUGUCCUCGGGCACGCUUUCCCUCCUGGUCAUUACUUCCGUGGAAAUGUCCAUUUUGAUGAGGAUGAAACUUGGGUAGCCAAUUUGUAUGAGCAAAGAAGAUCUAGAAAUUACCCUGUUGUUCCAGCAGAAGAUGUCAGGACUCCUGUUUUGAAAAAAGUCCCAAAGCUGAAAACUUCUGCUGUUCCUCUCCCUUACUCCGCCAUUAAAUUCAACUUAUUCCUUGUUGCUGCACAUGAGAUUGGGCAUGUACUUGGCCUCGCACAUUCUAAUGAUCCAAGAGCACUGAUGUUCCCCAAUUAUAAACCCAUUGACCCUGAUGAUUCUCCACUUUCUGAAGAUGAUAUUAAUGCCAUCCAGGCCAUCUAUGGACCAUCACAAAACCCUUCAAAUGAACCAGUGAAGCCAACAUUACCAAAAGCUUGUGAUCCUAAGCUAAAUUUUGAUGCCAUCACUACCUUCCGAAGAGAAGUGAUAUUUUUUAAGGGAAGGCACAUCUGGAGAGUGUAUCCAACUAGGUCUGAAGUGGACAUGGAACCAAUUUCUACUUUGUCGCCUCUCCUGCCAUCUGGAAUCCAGGCAGCUUAUGAAAAUAUGAACGAUCAGGUUUUUUCCUUUAAAGGUCCUCAUUAUUGGACAACACAGGGUUUCCACAUGCAGGGUCCUCCUCGGUCUAUCGCAGAUUUUGGAUUUUCUAGAAAUGUGCCAUACAUAGAUGCAGCUGUCUACCUGAAAGAUGAAAAGAAGACCCUCUUCUUUGUAGAAGAUGAAUUUUACAGCUAUGAUGAAACAAAACGAAAGAUGGACAAAGACUCCCCAAAGACCAUUGAGGAUGAAUUUUCAGGAAUUAAUGGUCGAAUAGAUGCUGCUGUAGAAGUUAAUGGCUUCAUUUACUUCUUUUCAGGCCCCAAAGCCUAUAAAUAUGACAGAGAAAAGGAAGAUGUGGUUAACGUUGUGAAAUCCAGCUCUUGGGUGGGCUGCUGA
This is a messenger RNA of Notechis scutatus (mainland tiger snake), 1512 nucleotides long. Lineage: Eukaryota; Metazoa; Chordata; Lepidosauria; Squamata; Elapidae. The record is from RefSeq and is a predicted model, not a curated record.